UAUAUUAGUUCCCUAUAUAUUUUUUAAACGAAUUAAAGUAAAUCUAUUGGAGAAAUCUCCAAAAUUUUCUUUGUCCUAAAUAUUUUUUUUUAUUUGGUGAAAACGAUUUAGCAGAAAAAAAUGUCGGCUUCACGUAUUUUCAGUGUCGUUGGCCAACUAUCGAGGAGGCAAUUAAUGCAAAAUAAGUGCAAUCGUGUUAUUGCCCAAAAUGUAAGACUGAUGUCUGCCGCUACAGCUGGCCAGAAAAAUAUACGCACCAAAGUGGUAGAUGGUGUAUUGGUGGUCACUUUGGAUUGUCCCGGUGUCAAGGUCAAUUCAUUGGGUGAAGCUGUUAGCCAGGAAUUUGAACAAGUGCUUAAGGAAUUGGAAACCAAUGGCCAAGUCAAUUCGGCGGUAUUGAUUUCAGCCAAACCUGGUUGCUUUGUGGCCGGCGCUGAUAUCGGCAUGUUGGAGAAGUGCGAAACAGCAGCUGAGGCUACUCGUGUCUCCAAGGAUGCUCAAUAUAUGUUUGAGCGCAUGGAACGUAGCCGCAAACCUAUUGUGGCCGCCAUUAAUGGUGUUUGUUUGGGUGGUGGCUUGGAGUUGGCUUUAGCCUGCCACUAUCGUAUUGCCACCAAGGACAAAAAGACUAAAUUGGGUUUGCCCGAAGUAAUGUUGGGUCUUUUGCCCGGUGGUGGUGGUACCGUACGUCUGCCCAAGUUGACUGGUCUUCCCACAGCACUCGACAUGGAAUUGACUGGUAAGCAAUUGCCUGCCGAUCGUGCCAAACGUGCCGGUAUUGUUGAUCUAUUAGUGAAUCCUUUGGGCCCUGGUCUAGGUCCAGCUGACCAAAUAACCAUAGAGUAUUUGGAAAAAGUAGCUGUUCAAGUAGCCAACGAUAUUGUCAGCGGUAAGAUAAAGGUCAACCGCGAAAAGUCUGGUUUGGUAAACAAACUCACUGCUAUGGCCAUGGACACUGAUUUUGUUAAAAACAAAAUUUUCGACACCGCCCGCAAACAAGUCUUGAAGAUGACCAAUGGUCUUUAUCCCGCUCCUUUGAAAAUCCUUGAUGUUAUACGCACUGGUGUCGAUAAGGGACCCGUAGCUGGCUAUUCUGCUGAAAGUGAAGGCUUUGGCUACUUGUCUGCCACUCCCGAGUCCAAGGGUUUGAUUGCUUUGUUCCGCGGCCAAACCGAAUGCAAGAAAAAUCGUUUUGGCAAGCCCCAACGUGAAGUGAAAACCGUGGGUGUUUUGGGUGCUGGACUUAUGGGUGCCGGCAUUGUACAAGUCACCGUAGACAAGGGUGUUAAGACUGUCAUGAAAGAUGCCACCGAUGCUGGUUUGUCACGCGGCAUUGGCCAAGUACAAAAGGGUCUUGAAACGGCCGUCAAGCGUAAACGUAUUUCUGCCUUAGAUCGUGAUCAAGUUCUUUCGAAUUUGGUUCCCACUCUGGACUAUAACGAAUUCAAAAAUGCCGAUAUGGUUAUUGAAGCUGUAUUCGAGGACAUUAAGAUCAAGCACCGUGUCAUCCAAGAACUCGAAGCUGUUGUGCCCCCACACUGUAUUAUUGCCACCAACACUAGUGCCAUACCCAUUACAAAAAUUGCUGCCGGUAGCUCUCGUCCCGAGAAUGUUGUAGGCAUGCAUUACUUCUCGCCUGUAGAUAAGAUGCAAUUGCUCGAAAUCAUUACUCAUCCCGGUACCUCGAAAGACACUAUUGCCUCGGCUGUAGCCAUGGGCUUGAAACAAGGCAAGGUUGUCAUCACCGUGGGAGAUGGUCCUGGUUUCUAUACCACUCGUAUUUUGGCCACCAUGUUGUCGGAAGCUAUUCGUUUACUACAAGAAGGCGUAGAUCCCAAAGAACUUGAUGGCUUAUCCAAGAAAUUCGGUUUCCCAGUUGGUGCAGCCACCUUGGCCGAUGAGGUUGGCAUUGAUGUAGGCUCUCACAUUGCUGUUGAUUUGUCCAAGUCCUUUGGUGAACGUUUCAGCGGCGGUAACUUGGCUGUCAUGCAAGAUAUGGUUAUGGCUGGUUUCUUGGGCCGCAAAUCCGGCAAAGGUAUCUUUAUGUACGACAGCCAAUCCAAGGGCAGCCGUCCCGUUAAUAUGGAGGCUGUGGAAAUUCUUAAACAAAAGUAUGCUUUGGUUUCCAAGGGAGCCAACACACCCGAAGACAUGACCCUGCGUAUGGUAUCACGUUUCGUCAAUGAGGCUGUUUUGUGUUUGGAAGAGAAGAUUUUGCACAAUCCCUUGGAAGGUGAUGUAGGUGCUGUAUUCGGUCUUGGUUUCCCUCCAUUCUCCGGUGGUCCCUUCCGUUGGGUUGAUCACUUUACCGCCGCCAAAUUGGUUGACAAAAUGUACUCGUACGCUGACCUUUAUGGAGCUCCCUUCAAACCUGCCCAAACCCUAGUCGAUAUGGCCAAAGACACCUCGAAGAAAUUCUAUCCUAAAAAUACUGGUGCCUCCAGUUCUAAAUUGUAAACUAAAUUGUUGUAAACUCCUAGUGCUAAGUUAAAACAAAGUCGCCGAAGUGUGUAACCACUCACUCAACCUUAAAAGUAAUUUAUAUACAUACUACAUAGAUUUUUUUUAUUUUAUUUUGUAAACGAAAGAAAUUCGACAGUUCAACUGCAUUUAAAAAGUCCUUACUUCAUGUUCUAUUGCAAAUAGACUAGACUUCUUUAAGUAAAUCAUGCAAAUAUAUUCAAAAUUUUAUUUUUAAACAGUAA
Calliphora vicina (urban bluebottle blowfly) is the source of this 2705-nucleotide messenger RNA. It is a transcript of the gene Mtpalpha, whose product is annotated as monolysocardiolipin acyltransferase Mtpalpha. Gene Ontology annotation, molecular function: (3S)-3-hydroxyacyl-CoA dehydrogenase (NAD+) activity; enoyl-CoA hydratase activity; NAD+ binding. Gene Ontology annotation, cellular component: mitochondrion; mitochondrial fatty acid beta-oxidation multienzyme complex. The coding region runs from base 121 to 2457 and encodes 778 amino acids. Lineage: Eukaryota; Metazoa; Arthropoda; Insecta; Diptera; Calliphoridae. Gene Ontology annotation, biological process: fatty acid beta-oxidation. The transcript is spliced from 4 exons. The record is from RefSeq and is a predicted model, not a curated record.